This is a messenger RNA of Lolium perenne, 402 nucleotides long. The record is from RefSeq and is a predicted model, not a curated record. NCBI's taxonomy places the organism in Eukaryota, Viridiplantae, Streptophyta, Magnoliopsida, Poales, Poaceae.
AUGGCCGAGCUCGCCGACGCCGUGGCGGAGCUCGCGAAUGCGCGGGCGGCGAUGGCGGCCCCACCACCGGACGCCGUCAUCCACGACAUCGCGGACGACGACGCCCCCGUUCCUGGCCGCUUCGACUGCGCCGGCGACCAGCUCGUUCUGGUCGUGUCCUUCGAGACCCUCGCUGGGAACGCCCAGCGCCGCCAGCUUCCCCGGCUGAGCGCUGAGCCGGUGCGCACCCUGAAGCGAAGCUUCGAGGUGGAGAACAAGCUGGAGACCGAGCGCGGGGCGCGUCUGGCUCACCUGCAGCCGCGCCAGGUCGCCGUAUGGUUCCAGAACCGCCGCGCGGGCUGGAAGACCAAGCAGCUCGAGGCCUCGAGCGCGACUACAACGCCCUGCUUCUCUCUCCUGUAG